AUGUUGAUGGCAGGACAAAGGGGCAUCUGGACUAUGGGCGACGUGGUAGAGAAAAGUUUGGAAGAGCCACUGGCACCUCCUGCAGACGAACCCUCCCAGAAAAGGGGAGACCUGGUAGAAAUCUUAAAUGGUGAUAAGGCAAAAUUUGACGACACGGGACUCUCCUUAAUUCUGCAGAAUGGCCUGGAGACCCUCCGAGUGGAAAAUGCUCUGACAGAUGUCAUCUUGUGUGUGGACAUUCAGGAAUUCUCCUGCCACCGCGUGGUGCUUGCUGCGGCCAGCAACUAUUUCAGGGCCAUGUUCUGCAAUGACUUAAAGGAAAAGUACGAGAAGAGGAUCAUUAUCAAAGGAGUCGAUGCUGAGACCAUGCACACUCUCCUGGACUACACCUACACCAGCAAGGCGCUGAUCACCAAGCAGAAUGUCCAGCGGGUCCUGGAAGCUGCUAACCUCUUCCAGUUCCUGCGGAUGGUGGAUGCCUGCGCCAGCUUCCUCACCGAAGCCUUGAACCCAGAAAACUGUGUUGGGAUACUGAGGCUGGCAGACACGCACUCCUUGGACAGUCUAAAGAAGCAGGUUCAAAGUUACAUCAUCCAAAACUUUGUGCAGAUUCUGAACGCCGAGGAGUUCCUUGAACUUCCUGUGGACACUCUGUAUCACAUCUUGAAGAGUGAUGACCUUUAUGUGACGGAGGAGGCGCAGGUGUUUGAGACGGUGAUGAGCUGGGUCAGGCACAAGCAGUCGGAGCGGCUCUGCUUGCUCCCCUACAUCCUGGAGUACGUGCGCCUGCCGCUUCUGGACCCGUGGUACUUUGUGGAGACGGUGGAGGCAGACCCUCUCAUCAGGCAGUGCCCGGAGGUCUUCCCGCUGCUCCAGGAAGCCAGGAUGUACCACCUUUCCGGCAAUGAGAUAAUAUCAGAGCGCACCAAGCCCAGGAUGCAUGAGUUCCAGUCUGAGGUGUUUAUGAUCAUCGGUGGCUGCACGAAGGAUGAACGGUUUGUGGCGGAGGUAACCUGCCUGGACCCCCUGAGGCGCAGCCGCCUGGAGGUGGCCAAGCUCCCGAUGACGGAGCAUGAGCUGGAGAGUGAGAAUAAGAAGUGGGUGGAGUUUGCAUGCGUGACAUUAAAAAAUGAGGUCUACAUCUCAGGUGGCAAAGAAACACAGCACGAUGUUUGGAAAUAUAAUUCUUCAAUCAACAAAUGGAUCCAAAUAGAGUAUUUGAACAUAGGCCGCUGGAGGCAUAAGAUGGUGGUGUUGGGUGGCAAGGUCUAUGUGAUCGGAGGUUUUGAUGGCUUGCAGAGGAUCAACAACGUGGAGACCUACGACCCCUUCCACAACUGCUGGUCAGAGGCCGCGCCCCUCCUCGUCCAUGUCAGUUCCUUCGCAGCCACCAGCCAUAAGAAGAAGCUCUAUGUGAUUGGGGGAGGGCCCAAUGGAAAACUGGCCACGGACAAGACUCAGUGUUACGACCCUUCAACCAAUAAGUGGAGUUUAAAGUCGCCCAUGCCAGUGGAGGCUAAAUGCAUCAAUGCAGUGAGUUUCCGGGACCGCAUCUAUGUCGUUGGUGGGGCCAUGAGAGCGCUGUACGCCUACAGCCCCCUGGAGGACACCUGGAGCCUGGUGACCCAGCUCAGCCACGAGCGGGCCAGCUGCGGCAUCGCGCCCUGCAACAACCGGCUCUACAUCACAGGGGGGCGCGACGAGAAGAACGAGGUCAUCGCCACGGUGCUGUGCUGGGACCCCGAGGCCCAGAAGCUAACCGAGGAGUGCGUCCUGCCCCGGGGGGUGUCGCACCACGGCAGCGUCACCAUCAGGAAGUCCUACACCCACAUCCGGAGGAUCGUGCCCGGCGCGGUGUCGGUCUGA
Molecule: messenger RNA, 1866 nt
Organism: Eptesicus fuscus (big brown bat)
Lineage: Eukaryota; Metazoa; Chordata; Mammalia; Chiroptera; Vespertilionidae
Gene: KLHL6
Product: kelch like family member 6
Exons: 7
Coding region: 1-1866 (621 amino acids)
Biological process (GO): B cell receptor signaling pathway; germinal center formation
Molecular function (GO): protein binding
Source: RefSeq, a predicted model, not a curated record